AUGUGAAAUAUUAUUAGUUACUAUAAACCGAUUUAAGUAUUCAGUUAUAAGAAAUGUCAAAAUAUAAUAGCAUAAUUGAUAUAUCUUCGGAUGAAGAUAUAACAUUUGAUUUAAAAAAUGAUGAAUGUAAAGAAAAAUCAAAACAGAAAAAGUUAAAUGAUUUUUUUGAUUUUUCACCUGAGCGUAAAAUAACUGUACCUGAUACUGAUUCUUCAAACAGCCCAAAAAACAAUUCUUAUCAAGAUGACGGUUGGGAAAAGAAGUUUAUGCCUAUUAGUCCAGAAAAUAAGAAAACAUCUCCUAAAGAUGAACUCGAUCAUUCUAUAUUAAAUAUGGAUUUUUAUGAUUCAGCAAAUAGAGAUCAAACUCUUCAGAUUAUAUCAAAUUCGCCAAAUAAAAAGGACAUUAUAAAAACAGAAGACAAAUCACUAGAUAAUUUAAGAACUUUAGUUCAUAAUAAACUUGGUAUAAACAUUGAAGGUUCAGAUGAAUCAGAUAUUUUACUGUCAAAAAUCAAAGAUAUUGUUGAGAUAUUUGACAGUACACAAAAAUCUAAAGCGGAGCUUGAGGGAAACAUGAAUAAUCUGAAAAAAAUGUAUAUCGAAAUUCUGGAAUUUUAUGCAUCAUUUUUAGACAAGGUUCCAUUUAAAGUACUGUGUGAAUUACCAGGCUUCAAUGAAAAUCUUUUUAAGAGUGCAGAACUUUUAAAACAUAAACUCAAAUUAGAAUUAAAUUUAUUGCAAAGUAAGAUCAAUAAUUUAGAGCAAGAUAAAAGAUCCGCCACAUGUGAUAAGGAGUUUUUAGGCAAUUCGAAUACACUCAGUAAUAAGGAAAAAAAUAAGGAAGGACAUUUAGAAUGUAGUGCCAGUUUAAAAUCACAAUCAUCUAACAUUGAUCUUAUGGUUGAAAAAAGUAUUAUUAACAAAAACAUAAUUAAUGAUAGCUUGGAUAGUUCCUCAAUUACAUGUGAUAAAAAUAGUGAUAAAUCAAAUCAUAAAGUAUUUAAAUUUAAAUCACCUGCCAUAAAAUCUCGAUCCAAAAUUAUUUAUGAUAUGGUAAAUGAUAUUGAUCAAACACAGAUCAACAGAACAACGACAACAGAAAUUACUAGUACUGAUGAACCAUUUGAGACUGACGAACAGGAAGAAAAACAAACAAACUAUAACAUGCUUAGAAGUAACAGCUUAGUAUCUUCAGGAGUAGAAAAAAAUAGCAGUACUAGAUCUCAAUUCACCAAUGAAAAUAAUUUAAAUUAUGAGCAAGCUCCAGAAAAGAAAUCACAGUUUACAUUCAAAUCUUCUUCAAAUAUUAUUGAAACUAAAAAAACAGAAAACCAUUCAAAAUCUGAAGAUGUUUUUAACUUAUAUGAUGAAAAUGAGACUGAAAUCAUAGGUAAUGUUUUUGACGCAGAAUUAGAUGAUGAUGGAUGGCAAACAUACAAUCCUAAGGACUUUGAAUUUGAAAAUCAAUGCAAACCUAGAAAGAGUUCACCAAAACAAAUAACAGAGUUUUCACCUAAAAAAAAUUCACCAAAACAAAUAACAGAGUUUUCAAAUAAAUCAAAUGCCCAAAUUUCAAGAAACAAUGAAGAUCAAAAAAAUGGGUUAGGUAAAUUUAGACAGGGAAUAAGAAACGAUGCUUGCACAGGAGAAUUUGACAACAAUUAUGAUCACACUAAGGAAAUGAUGAUUGCUUUUAAAGAAAUAUUUGGUCUUAAAUCAUUCAGGACAAAUCAAAAGCAGGUCAUAAACGCUGUCUUGUUAGGGCAUGAUUGCUUUGUCUUAAUGCCAACAGGCGGAGGAAAGUCUUUAUGCUACCAGCUGCCAGCUUUGUUGAAACAAGGUGUUACUGUUGUGAUAUCUCCAUUAAAAUCCUUGAUAUUGGAUCAAGUCAAUAAGAUGGAUACUCUGGAUAUACCUGCUGAUCAUAUGUCUGGUGAUGUUUCAAUAGAACAUUGUAAUAGAAUUUAUGAUGACAUGAAGUCUUCAGAUCCAAAAAUUAAAUUGCUAUAUAUUACUCCAGAAAAAAUAGUAUCUUCCAAUAAAUUGCAAGAUGCAUUACAAUCUCUGUAUCAGCGUGGAUUGUUGGCAAAAUUUGUUAUUGAUGAAGCUCAUUGCGUGUCACAGUGGGGCCACGAUUUUAGACCUGAUUACAAAAAACUAUCUUUACUGAGGACAAAAUAUCCUAAGGCUCCUACAAUGGCUUUAACUGCCACAGCAACACCAAGGGUACGUCAAGAUGUAGUAAAUCAAUUAAAAUUAAGGGAUUGUCGAUGGUUUUUAUGCUCAUUUAAUCGUCCUAACUUGAAAUAUAUAGUUACUCCAAAGAAAAGUGGACCAACGAUGAUAAAAGACAUUGAAACUUUGAUCAAAUCCAAAUACAGGAAUGCAUCUGGAAUUGUAUAUUGUUUAUCAAGAAACGAUUGUGAUGAUAUGGCUAAAAAAUUAUCAGCAACAGGUAUUAAAGCAGCAAGUUAUCAUGCUGGCAUGACUGACAAAUUAAGAGAAUCUGUACAAAAAUCAUGGCUCACUAACAAAUUUAAUGUUAUUUGUGCUACCAUUGCUUUUGGAAUGGGCAUAGAUAAACCAGAUGUACGAUUUGUUAUUCACGCAUCAUUACCUAAAUCUAUUGAAGGUUAUUACCAGGAGUCUGGACGAGCUGGAAGAGAUGGAGAGGUUGCUACUUGCAUUUUGUAUUAUAAUUACUCUGAUAUGCAAAGAUAUCGAAAAAUGAUGGAUAAAGACUCCAGUCAAACCUUUGAAACUAAACAAAUUCACUUAAACAAUCUUAAGCGCAUGGUGGGCUACUGUGAAAACAUGACAGAUUGUAGAAGAGCUCAACAACUUGAAUAUUUUGCAGAAAUCUUUGAUGCAAAAGAAUGUGCAGCUUCCACUUUAACUGUUUGUGAUAAUUGUGAAUCUCGAGGGCAAUAUAAGGUAAUCAAUGUAACCGAAGACUGCAUAGAAGUAGUAAAAGCAGUAAGAAACCUAUGUUCAGGAAAAUCCAGAUUUACCCUUCUGCAUAUGAGUGAAAUUUUUAAGGGUUCUAGCAAUAAAAAAAUACUUGACUUCAAACAUGAUAAGUGCGCUUUAUAUGGUCGUGGAAGCAGUUGGGCACGGGCAGAUAUAUUGAGAUUAUUCCAUAAAAUGGUCAUUGAAGAAUAUCUCUCUGAAGAAAUCAUAUUUUAUAAUGACAUUCCCAAUGUUUAUAUAAAAUUAGGACCGAAGGCAGAUCAAUUAAGAACUGGGAUAGAAAUUCAGUUAUCCAUAAAGUGUCAACAGAAAAAGUCUGCCAGCGUUGCUAAAGUUUCUACAAGCCAAGCCACCACUGAAAGCGAAAUCAAGUUGAAAAAUUUAUCUGAUAGAUGUUAUUCUGAUCUAUUAGAUGUAUGCAGAACAAUUGCCUCUGAGAAAAACAUUACAAUGGCAUCAGUUAUUAAUAUGCAAGCUCUUAAAAUUAUGUCAGAGCGCUUACCAGAAACUGAAGCAGAUAUGAUGAACAUACCACAUGUAACUCGUGCCAAUUUUGAUAAAUUUGGCCAAAGAUUUCUGGAGGUUACACUCAAAUACACUGCAGAAAAAUUGUGCAUGAUUCUGGAUAUGGAAGAUGCACAGGAAAAUGCACAAGGAGAAGACAUAUUGGAAGAAAAUUCAGAUGAUAGUGAUCACUGGGCAUCAUCAUCAAAUAGUACAUCAAAACCAUUUACUAAUAAUUGGAGAGGCAAACGAAAGUCCAGUGGAAGUUUCUCAACAAAUAAACGUUUCAAAAGAGGUUCUAAGCGGAGUCAACCAUCUAGAGGUAGAGGAAAAGGAAGAGGAAGAGGAAGAGGAUCAGCAUCUCAAAGCAGUUCAAGCCCAAAAGGAAAGUCAGCGAGUAAUAAACCUCCGGGUUUUUUAUUUUUAUCAGCACCUAGUUCUUUUAAACUGUGA
Molecule: messenger RNA, 3929 nt
Organism: Ctenocephalides felis (cat flea)
Lineage: Eukaryota; Metazoa; Arthropoda; Insecta; Siphonaptera; Pulicidae
Gene: Blm
Product: Bloom syndrome protein homolog
Exons: 22
Coding region: 54-3929 (1291 amino acids)
Biological process (GO): double-strand break repair via homologous recombination; DNA replication
Cellular component (GO): nucleus; cytoplasm; chromosome
Molecular function (GO): 3'-5' DNA helicase activity; nucleic acid binding; four-way junction helicase activity
Source: RefSeq, a predicted model, not a curated record